AUGCAAUGCAUCGAAUUUGAAAUCGAAAUCACGUACACCACGCGACGGCCCUCCGAUUUUUAUGAAUCCGAUUCCAAGUUGAUCAAACUAAACGAGGUUGCUCUGACGGAACAUGCAUUCCGGGCAAAGACUUCCAAGAUUCGACUCGAGCAUGGUCGAUUCUUCACGCAAUGGGAAACGCAGCGGACUGGAAUUCCCGGCUGGGCUCAUCCGUACGCCUGGAGACUGGUCUUUGAUUCGUCACCUUACCUACCCCGUGAAGAGUGGACCAUGGCAUGGGGUGAGGCCGUGCUUGAUGAGCAGAGGUUCUGGGAGCGGACGGAACUCUGUGCUCAGGGCUCACAGCUUCCGAGGGAGGGAGGGCUGUGGAAUGAUAUCAAACGUUGGCUGGGAUACCCAUGA
Molecule: messenger RNA, 402 nt
Organism: Aspergillus ibericus CBS 121593
Lineage: Eukaryota; Fungi; Ascomycota; Eurotiomycetes; Eurotiales; Aspergillaceae
Exons: 1
Coding region: 1-402 (133 amino acids)
Source: RefSeq, a predicted model, not a curated record